AUGGCCUCGAUUGAGCCUUCUAGCUCCUCCUCAGGAGCGCCGUCAAAAGAUGUCGAUAUCGAAAAACUUCCCGGCGUCGAGGAGAAAAUCGAGCCCGACGUUCGCCGUGGCAGCGUCACUCCAACAUUUGAAAUCGCAAGAGCAAGACACAUUCAAAACAGCAUUGCACCUCUUCGCUGGUUGAGCAGAGGCGAAGAAUGGCUCGACGAAAAGAUGGGCGUCGAAACUCAGGGUAUUGACCGCAUCCCCGAAGAAGAGAAACGCCCGCCCGCCCUGAUCAACACUUUCUUCAUGUGGUUUUCAAUGACUUGCCAUGUUGGAACCCUUCCGCUUGGUGUGCUAGGCCCCGAAUUUGGUUUAACCCUCGGUCAAUCUGUUGCAGCUGUCGUGGUUGGCACCAUCCUUGGAGCUCUUUGUACGGCAUACACCGGCACUCUAGGACCCAAAACUGGACUUCGUCAAAUCGCCACAUCCCGAUAUUCUUUCGGUUUCUGGGGUGCCAAACUCUGCAGUGUCCUCAACGUGGUCGUCGGCGGCGGUUUUGCUGUUGUCAACGUGGUCAUCACAGGCCAAAUGCUCAGCGCCGUUUCGGACUACUCGAUGACAAUCGCCGUGGGUUGCGUGAUCGUUGCCAUAGUCUCCUACGUCGUUUCGGUCUUCGGCUUUGCAAUCAUCCACACUUUCGAAAAGUACAGCUGGAUUGUAUCCUUCAUUCUCCUCUGCGUCUUGAUCGGUCAGGCUGCGCCGCAUGUAGGGCCUAAUGCGCCUGGGUUCCCUGCCUCAAAUCUAGAAAUUGCGGGUUCAUGGCUGAGCUUUAUGGCCAUCUGCUUUUCCAGCUCCUCAGGCUGGUGUUCUAUCGCUGCCGACUACUACUGCCACUACCCCGCAAGCACAAAAUCAUGGAAGAUCUUCUUCCUCACUUUGGCCGGUAUCACCAUUCCAACUGUCUUCGUGACUGUCAUCGGUUCCUGCAUUGGCAAUGCUGCCAUCCUGAACGCAUAUCCGCCCUAUGCGGAUGCCUACAAUGGCCAUGGCUUGGGUGGCUUGUUGCGCGAGAUCUACCAUCCAUUAGGCUGGAGCAAAUUCUGCUUGGUUAUUCUCACUUUCAGCGUCUUGGGCAACAAUAUCGCCAUCAACUACUCCUCUGGCCUAUCCAUCCAACUGCUCGGUCAUUAUUUCCACGCCGUCCCUAGAUUUAUUUGGUCCUUUUUGGUCGCUUUGGUUGUGGCUCUGCUCGCCAUUGCUGGAAAGGACCAUCUCUCGGCCAUUGUCUCUGAUUUCGUGUCUCUGCUGGGCUACUGGACAAUCUCCUUCACACUUAUUCUUCUGAUAGAGGACCAGUGGUUCCGCAAGCGAUCUGGUGAGGGAUAUAAUCUCGAGGUUUGGGAUAUGCCUGAUAAGCUGCCGUGGGGUGCUGCGGCUGUGUUCUCGUUACUUGCAGGUUACCUGGCCGGUGGGGUACCCGGUAUGGCGCAAGUCUGGUAUGUUGGCGCUAUUGCGGCCAAAUUUGGACCUUACGGCGGUGAUGUUGGUAUCUACAUGUCUGGUGCCAUCACCCUGCUAUGCUAUCCUCCAUUGAGAUACUGGGAGAGGAAGAAGACCGGAAGGUAA
Cladophialophora psammophila CBS 110553 is the source of this 1611-nucleotide messenger RNA. RefSeq lists its product as uncharacterized. Gene Ontology annotation, biological process: transmembrane transport. Gene Ontology annotation, molecular function: transmembrane transporter activity. The record is from RefSeq and is a predicted model, not a curated record. Bases 1 to 1611 code for a protein of 536 amino acids. Lineage: Eukaryota; Fungi; Ascomycota; Eurotiomycetes; Chaetothyriales; Herpotrichiellaceae. Gene Ontology annotation, cellular component: fungal-type vacuole membrane; plasma membrane. The transcript has 2 exons.